Messenger RNA from Numida meleagris (helmeted guineafowl), 4558 nucleotides. RefSeq names its product methionyl aminopeptidase type 1D, mitochondrial (gene METAP1D). Bases 2350 to 3621 code for a protein of 423 amino acids. The record is from RefSeq and is a predicted model, not a curated record. NCBI's taxonomy places the organism in Eukaryota, Metazoa, Chordata, Aves, Galliformes, Numididae. Gene Ontology annotation, molecular function: metalloaminopeptidase activity. Gene Ontology annotation, biological process: proteolysis. The transcript is spliced from 12 exons.
UAACGGAUAGAUGAAAUAAUUUUAAGCAUUUAAGUAUCAAAGCAAAAGCUGAAGCCUUUAAAAUAUGAAUUUUAUCAAAUAGAGAAAUCAUUUUCAGCAUUUUAAACUAAAUACAAAUUUUAAAACACUGAAUUUAGGCUGUCAGGUUUCUAUGGUUACCCACCUUUCCAGCAGUUUCGUGAGAUGUGUAAAUAGGCCUAUGAGUCAUUUGUAAUUAUUUGUUUCUUGUUUGUUAUAGUUGUAAUUCCAUGUUCGGUUUGAAUCCAAUAUAGUUCACACCACAUGCUUUGGUUUAUGUAUAUUUUAGUGCAUAUGAUUGACAGUGAUUGAGCAUUUCUUAUGGAGUGCUUGUUUUUUUUGUCAUAAGUGAUGUAUGUUGGUACUUCUGAAAAGGUAAACAGCUUCUUCCUGUAUCUGUGUUUGAUAAACAGGGACUUUUGUGAUAAGAAAGAGGUCUUUGUAAAUGUUAAGUAAGGAGAUAAGUGAAAUGUAUUUAAAAAAAAAUUAAAACAGCUCCCAGACGUUAUACUAUACUAUUCCAAAUUUGAUCCAUAAUCCUAUCAUUAUAAUUCAUUCAGUGACCCAAUGUCACGUAUUUAUGAAUAAGCUUUCAAGCUAUGCAUUAAAAGCACAUUCUGAUGACUGACAGGUUUAAAAAUAAAUGCUUUAACAAGGAUGCUAAAAGUUAUCUGCAGCAAGCUCUUGAUUGGAGCAUCUUCCUUGUGCAGAGCAUCUUCAUGGGGAAAAAUCAAAGCUUGUUUCCUCAAACACCGCAGCAGUGUGGUAGGAGCAGCUGUGAGCUCUUACAGCUGCCUGCUCGUGUAUUUUGAAGUCCAGUGCGCAGGAUGCAGUGCUCCAACCUUACACUCCGUUCCAGCACAGAACAUGUUCAUGUUUUUUUCAGUAAAACACUCACUGUCCUAAUAAAACUUAUAUUUUCAAGUGAAAACAGGGUAAUACAAGUUACUAAUAAAAUUCAGAGCAAGGCAAGAAACAGUCAUUUUUACCAAAUGAGUAGUAAUGUGAGUAUUUUAUUAAGAUAGUCAUCCCCAAAUUGCUAAUGAUAUACACGCUUUUUUCAUUUUGAGAUAAGGCCAGCUUAUCAUUCAGGAAUCAUCUUGUAUCCUUAGAGAUUGGGCUGCAGGUGCUCAUUGCAAAGAUUCUUGUAUUCUGCGUGGAGAAAAGCCUGCUAACCAUCAGUUUUCUUCCUGUACCUCAAUCUAUGCAGAAAAUCCUGAGUUUGAGAGCAGUUCUAUGUUUUCUGAGCAAAUAUUACUCAUUUUUCAACAGCCCUGCUCAUCCACUGAAAGGAUUUGUCAAAAACACAUUUUGUGGUGAUUCAGACGUAUUUUUCUCGUUUCUGAUGGAAAUGUAAGAUGUUAAAGUAGGAUUUAUUUUUAACUUGCUGCCAGCAACGUUUAGCGCCGCAUCACGUAUGGGUGCAGGACGUAAACAUGCCAGCAGAAAAGCACUUGUUUCCCAAAGCACCUGAGCAGAUUUUAUCCCAGUAGGAUUCGGUGAAUAUUAAGCUGUGGGUGGAUGCAUAUUAACAAGAUCCUGUAUUGUGCACGUGUGUGUGAGGGCUAUUGGAAUGGCUUAUUCUUUCAACCUGAAACAACUGCUUUUUUUAAACAGACCAACUUGUUCCAAUAGUUAUUACUCCCCUGCAACAUCAAAGUGGGGAACACAAUAACUAACCUGCCUAGUGUAAGUAAUUCCUCUGAUGUUUUACAGAACCUGAAGAGAGACAGAAGGUGUAUGAGAGGUGUCCUUAAACAUGCAGACCUGAGCAGAUAUGUUUCUCAUUCUGAUUUAUUAAGUUUAUGAUAAUUUACUUGAUAUAGGAAUGUAGUAACAGAAGAGGAAUGUUUCUCCUGCUAGUCACAGAAUUUGAAAUUUACCAGAUGCUGUGAUUUGGAGCCUAAAUUCCCCUGGUAUUAACUGUGUGAAACUCUUAAUAUUGCUUUGUCCAGCUUUUCAAUCUGACUCAUUUUCUGUGGUACUCUAAGCAGCACUUUCUGCUUAUGUUCUGUUUGUGUUCUGCUGUUGGAGAGGGAAGAUUCAGAAGAAAUAGCACUGGGAGGGAAGACUGCUCAGGAGAGCUACAGUGCCCCGUUUCCAAAGUUAACCAUUACACCUCAGUCACAUUUCAGUACCAUCAUGAUGGCUGCGUUUACAAAUUGCUGCUAGUCACAGUUUCAGCAGUCCUAGUAGGUUUUGCUUUCCCCUAAUAUGGGCAAUUAGGAGGAAAUAUUUCUCACGGGCAUGGGUUUGCUCUUUUCCAUGUAAUGACAUAGUCCUGUAAUCCAGGAAACAGUGCUGCAUGGUGUCCAUGUCCAUGAUUUCCUGAUGUGGGAAAAAAGUGUGGAAAGCAUCUGGAGAGGAGGAGACCCCUUUACCAGCUUGUUUCCUGCUGCCCGGCUCUCCGAUGGCUGCAAUUCUGCUGGAAGCCGCCUAAAUCCUGCCUUUAUGAACCAUCUCGCAGCAAUUAAUGCACACAGAAAGCUUCACAAAAAGGACGUGCUUGGGCGUCGGUGCAGGAGAAGUCCAUCAGAGGCUGCCGGGAGCUGCUUGGUGUGGAGGGGCCGGCAGCAGCACAGCGGUCGGGGCGACGCGGAGCACACGGCCAGUUGCUGCUGUCUCGGUUCUGUGACUGACUGCCUCAGAAUUUUUUCUUCACGCAAUCGUGUCUACCUGCACAGGCAAUCAAGCAAUCAGCAGUGGAGAUGCUUCUUUUCUCAGGGACAAAGAUAUACUGCGUAUAGCGUAGUUUGGCCAGCCAUGGUUUCUCCAGCUUACCCAGUUCCAGAGCACAUAAAGAAGCCAGACUAUGUGACGACAGGCAUUGUACCAGACUGGGGAGACGACAUAGAAAUUAAGAAUGAAGAUCAGAUUCAAGGGCUUCGUCAGGCUUGUCAAUUGGCCCGUCAUGUCCUGCUUCUGGCUGGAAAGGGCUUAAAGGUUGGCAUGACAACUGAAGAAAUAGAUUCCAUUGUUCAUCAUGAAAUAAUCAGACAGAAUGCCUAUCCUUCACCUCUGGGCUAUGGAGGUUUUCCAAAAUCUGUUUGUACUUCUGUAAACAACGUGGUAUGUCAUGGUAUUCCUGACAGUCGACCUCUUCAGGAUGGAGAUAUUAUCAACAUUGAUGUCACGGUGUAUUACAACGGCUACCAUGGUGACACUUCUGAAACCUUUUUGGUGGGCAGUGUGGAUAAAUCUGGUCAAAAGUUAGUGGAGGUUGCCAGGAAAUGUAGAGAUGAAGCAAUUGCAGCUUGCAGACCAGGGGCUCCCUUCUCUGUAAUUGGAAACACAAUCAGCUCUGUGGCACAGCGGAGUGGCUUCCAGGUGUGCCCCUUCUUCGUCGGCCACGGCAUCGGGUCGUACUUCCACGGACACCCCGAGGUGUGGCACCACGCCAAUGACAGUGAUUUGUUAAUGGAGGAGGGAAUGGCGUUCACAAUAGAGCCAAUAAUAAUGGAGGGCUCCCCCGAAUUUAAGAUUCUGAAGGACAAAUGGACCGCAAUUUCGGUAGACAAUAAAAGAUCAGCGCAGUUCGAGCACACCGUCGUCAUUACCUCGGAGGGAGCAGAGAUCCUCUCUAAGGUGCCGGGAGAAGCCUAAGGACGCAGCGGGAAGCGGAGGGCUCGGUGUGUUUUGGGCGUUCCCGGCCCCGGAGGGACAGCGCUGAUCUCCGGGUGGUUCUGGGGGCACUGGGUGCCGCCUCAGGGGGACACAGGACGCGGCCCGGGGGCUCGCUCCGGGCGCAGCGCUCUGCGCCGUACCCGGUGAGUGUUGAAUAAAAGCUUCUUGGUUUGCGGCAGCAGCGGCUCAGCCUCAGCCUGCGCGGGGAAGGGUCCGGCUCUGGGGAAGAGGGGCCGAGUCCCGUGCGGGACACGCGGCGGCGCAGCGCGGGGAUCCCCUCGCAGGGAAAGUGCGGCCGCUCUGCCCUUAGCGCCCCUGAACGGGGCUGGAACUUCUGCCGGGACGGAAAGAAAAGUUUGCGGGCGUGGCGGGGGGGCACAGGCUGCGGCCUUUUCCCCGCAGUUCUCCAGCAGCUCUCCCCUUCCUGCCCCGGCCCAUUUCUCUCUACGCCGCACAAGAAAGAAUAGAAAACGAGACGCGGAGCGCGCUGUUCUGGAGAUGGAUAACCGCAGCUCCACGCAGCGCACGGUGCGUAACGGGGCACUCCGCGCCGGUAGCGCUCGGCAGCGACGGACGGGUUCGUCCCGGGGGGAGGGUUUGGUCUGCGCCGAGCCCCUCGGAACUGGCCCGACGGUGCGGCCCUGCGGCGGGGGUGUCCCGGGCGGGACUGCUGGGCCGCUGCUGGGGCAGGCCGGGCGGGGCGGCCGCUGGUUCCCGCUCCCUGAGCCGUUUGUUUUCACUAGACUACAGCGAGCUGUCAGCUCUAAUCGUUCCUAACAGCAUCUUUGCAAGAAGCAGGACCAGCCCCCAGCCCGUUCCCAAUACCACGGGGCAUCCUUUCAGCUCGAUCGCCUCUUAGAUUAGUUUGGAAGACCUUAAAACCUGUAAAAAUAAACGAUGCAUCCAACACGUUUCA